AUGGCUUUGAACACAGAGAACGACUCCUUAAUGUGUAAGUGCUUUUCAACAAGCUUAGCUGGACCAGCGCUCAACUGGUUCAAGAAUUUACCGAAGGGUUCUAUUGAUAGUUUCCGAAGCUUAUGCGAUCGAUUCAUAAGCCAGUACUAUGGGAAUAAACGUCCAGCAAAGGACAUUUCGAACCUAUUCACAAUGAAGCAGCAUGAGGACGAGCGUCUUCAAGCUUUUCUUACCAGGUUUAACCUUACUAAGAGCAUGGUGAUUGAAUGUCAUCUUUCUACAGCGGUUCAAGCGUUUAAAUUGGCCAUAACUCGUGGCACUCCAUUCCACAUAAGCUUGGUAGUGAAUACGCCAAAGACUAUGGAUGAACUCAAUGAAAGAGCUGAUGGUUUUGUGUGCUUAGAAGAAGAAGAGCCAGCUAACGCUCGAAAGACAUCCAUUAUAUCAAUAGAAAAGAAAACCAAAGCAAAAAUCAGGCAAAAGCAGGUUCAGCCACAGCGUCAGACCUCCGGGAAAUUUGAGAAGAGGCCCAAAGAGGAAGAGCUGGAACUUAAGGAGACAAGUAGAGGUGCUGAUAGCCAGAGAGGAGUUCGCGAGUUAUAUUCAAGGCCCAGUGGUAGAACAGAACUGACGAUGGAGCAAGUGAAGAGGAAUCAGAAGUCGAGCUCCCACAACUCACAGCCAAUUCGUAUAAUUAAUGCAAUUCAUGGUCGGCCCGAACCUAGCGAGGAGUCAGAUGAGCUACUUCGAACGCGCCUCCGUCAAGCACAAAUGAAGAAGAAGAUCGGCAAUGUGAAUGCCCUGCACCAACAGAGCGUAUCAACACAGAUAAAGUUCGACAAGACAGAUCUGCUGCGUAUUCAAAUUCCUUAUGAAAAUCCGUUGGUUGUCAGUUUGACAGUGGCAAAGUGCCUGGUGCGAAGAAUUCUGAUUAAUCCCGGAAGCAGUGCGAAUGUCAUGCCGAGGGACACAUUUGAUUGGCUCGAGAUCAAGCCGGAAAAGCUUAAGCCCACUGGAAACCCCUUGUUAGGAUUUGAUGGCAAGAGGGUGGAACCCAUCGGUAUGUUGGAAGUAGAAAUACAAGCUGCGGAAAGAGUUCUGACGGAAAAUUUUGUUGUUGUUGAGAUCCACCCCUCUUACAACCUCCUGAUGGGAAGAGGGUGGAUUCAUAGAGUACAAGUUGUACAAAAGAAUAAUGGGAAGUGGCGAGUAUGCAUUGAUUUCACUAAUUUAAACAAAGCUUAUCCGAAGGAUAGUUUCCCGCUGCUAAAGAUUGAUCAAAUGGUGGACGCCACUACUGGAUACGAACGUUUACCUUUCUUGGAUGCUUAUUCGGGAUACAAUCAAAUCCUCAUGAACCCCGCUGAUGAGGAGAAAAUUUCUUUUGUAACCGAACGAGGGACCUAUUGCUACAAAGUUAUGCCGUUCGGAUUAAAGAAUGCUGGGGCAACUUAUCAGAGGCUGAUCAGCAAGAUUUUCAAGGAUCAGAUGGGGAAGACUGUAUAG
Molecule: messenger RNA, 1506 nt
Organism: Cornus florida
Lineage: Eukaryota; Viridiplantae; Streptophyta; Magnoliopsida; Cornales; Cornaceae
Exons: 3
Coding region: 1-1506 (501 amino acids)
Source: RefSeq, a predicted model, not a curated record